Bactrocera latifrons is the source of this 1881-nucleotide messenger RNA. RefSeq lists its product as uncharacterized. NCBI's taxonomy places the organism in Eukaryota, Metazoa, Arthropoda, Insecta, Diptera, Tephritidae. The transcript is spliced from 2 exons. Bases 97 to 1869 code for a protein of 590 amino acids. Gene Ontology annotation, molecular function: guanyl-nucleotide exchange factor activity. Gene Ontology annotation, biological process: vesicle-mediated transport. Gene Ontology annotation, cellular component: BLOC-3 complex. The record is from RefSeq and is a predicted model, not a curated record.
UGUAAUGUGCAGGUGAAAUAUUUUCUUAUCAGUGAAUGAAAAUGGAGUAAAUUUGUUUUUAUCAAAUAUUUCAGAUAAAAAGUAGAUUUUAUCAACAUGAACGGAUUAAUUGUGUUUAAUAGCGCCAACGAUGUUGUUUUUCAACAACUAAAUACCGCGUUGGCUGAGCAUUUCUUUGCAAAAAAUUCCGAUCUUUUUCCGGAGAAUGCAACUGCAGCUUCGAUAGAUGGAAAUAUAAUAUUGCAGAUUUUCAGUCCAAUUAUCAAUUCCCAACGUAUAAUGCAUUGCCAAUUUGACAAUACUUACUCAAGCUUUCAAUGCGAGAAAGGACUGAAUUUCGCUUUUGGUGAACUAUUGGGAUAUACAUUUGUUAAAAUUGGACAACGUCCAGUAGAGAUACUCAAACGUCAUCUGGGCGUGGCAAUUGCCUUGGCUCGUCAUCUAUAUGGUGCAAAUUUAUUUGCUCCACAAGCGAGCAGCGUGCAGGAAGAAUUGCUGUCAACUUGCUUAGAAAGCUAUGAAGAACAUUUGUGGGAUGAGGAACAAACAAUGUUGUUGGAAGCGCUACCACGCUUACUUGUCAAUAAUGAACUUAAUCGCGUUGUUCACAGCGCCCUGGAUGCUGCAUUAGAAGGGCUAAAAGAAAUGGGUUAUCAACGCACACACGCCUUGGUCUUUGUCACAAAUAAGUUUGUCGCAUCGUCUGCAUCGAAACAAGCGCUAUCUUUGAGUCCAACUGACUUGGUAUUUCUAACAUUACUUUCACGUUCUUUACAACGUCAACACCGGCAACUUAAUCGUUCUGUAGCAGUAUUUUUACAAGGCGUUUCGCAUGACCCGCUAUCCGGUUGUAUACCGUGUAUCGCACACCUGUCUCAACUAUCGAAAGGGGUAUUGUUGAUACAGGUGAUCGAGUAUGCCAAUCUGCAUGUAGCGAGCAGCAUGUAUGAUACUUUCUUCGUGCUACAAAAAAUCAUAACUCUGCAAAUACAAGGCGACGCCGACGCAAUGAGACCCACAUAUGAUAGUCUUGAAUCCUUUGUUAAACAAACAUUAGAAGCACUCAAGCGCUCCAAGUUGAAAGGUGAUGAAGUGGACACCUCAUUGAAGAAGUUCAUCAGUAAAUGGGAUAACUUAAAGAAAAUGUAUGCAGAUUUCUUUCGUUCAGUGGAAAGAGAGUUAUUAGUGCGAAUUGAGUCCAACAUUCCAUCAUUUAUGGAUGAAUUAAAGCAGCUUUUUACACUGACAUGCUGUGACAGCUCCAGCAUUGCUUUGGAUCAGCUACCAGAUGUGGCUGCACUAGUUGAAGGCAGGAUUUUGGAAAUUUCCGAAUUUUUGGCCGUCAAAGCAGAGCGUAACAUUACAAUUGACGCUUAUUUGGAAGACUUUCCUGGACUCAUACAUUUUGUCUACGUUAACCGUACCACAGGUCUGAUGAUUGCUCCCGAUUUGCGUGCAAAUCAACUUAUUUCAAAGGCACGCCUAUGGUCAAUGGUUGCAUUCACACGCAAUUACUUGAAGAAAGGACACACCACCGUAAUGUGGAAGGACAAAACUUUCAAUUACUCGUAUUUUCUCUGGUUCGAGGACCAAUCGGGCGUGCCUAUGAAAUCAAUCGAUAUGCAACAACACAUGGUCACUUCGGCAUUGUCCAGUAAUGCUUUCAAAUCACAAUUCGAACCGGGUCUACUUGCCGCUGACUAUUACCAACAGCUAGCUGAAGUUUGCUUUCCAAAGGUUACGCCUGGUAAAAUAAAAUGCUACGAACUGUUUUGUAUUCACUUGGGAUUAGUUACCUCAACUUGCGCUGUGGAGCAUUCUAGACGUCUUGUGGCAACUAUAUCCGAUUUGGCCGGUGAAAAUAAUUAAUAGAACUUAAGA